AUGGCCACUGCCAGCGCAGUGGUGCCUGCUGGUGGCUGCGGCGGCAACCUAGGGGGCGAGGCAGCUGCAGCGGCGGCGUGCUGCCGCGGCAGCGCAAGAGCUCCAGAUCCAGAUGACCCUGGAGCUGAGCUGGCGGCUCUGCUGGCAGCCGAUCUGAGCAGCAGCGACGGCGAGGAUGGCGCAGAUCCCGAGGCAGCGGCCCUGAGCCUGGUUGGCGAGGGCCUGACCGCAGUGCCCGCAAACCUGGCAGCUGCCUUCCCGCCACUGCGCCGGCUGUGCCUGCACGGCAACGCCAUUGCCAGCGUGGCCGGGCUCGGCGGGCUCGGCGCGCUGCAGGACCUCAACCUGUCAUCCAACAGCAUCACUGAGCUGGCAGAAGGCGCCCUGGCGGGCCUGGUCCAGCUCACUAGCCUCAACCUGGCCAGCAACAGCCUGGCGACUGUAGGCGUCGGCGCGCUGGCAGGCCUGACCUGCCUGCGCCGCCUCAGCCUCGCCCACAACAGCCUGGCUUCCCUGUCGGGCCUGGCGGCGCUGCAUGGCGGCCCGCUGGAGCGGCUGGAUGUGCGGGACAAUGCGCUGGCCAGCCUGGGGGACUUUUCGGUGCUGGCAGGCCUGCCGCGGCUGGCAGAGCUGCAGGUGGCAGGCGACAUGCCAGGCAACCCGGUGUGCCGCCAACCACAAUAUCGCCUGGCCAUAGCAGCGGCGCUGCCGCGGCUGAAGCUUCUGGAUGGGCAGCCUGUGAGCCCCGGCGAGGCGCUCCAGUACCUGGCAGCCCUGCAGCUGCAGGCAUUCCAGCCCGCGCCAGCGCUGCCGCCACCCCCAGCACCAGGGCAGCUGCAGGGACAGGCACUGGGGGAGCAGGCGCCGCAGCAAGCCCAGCGGCCGGCAGUAGCAGCUGCCGCUGGGCGACUGUGCGACAGCGGGCAGCAGGAGUCAGGCCAACAGACGGCUGCACCGCCGGCUGAGGGGCAGGAGCUGCAAGGCGCUGGGCCCUCCGCCCCUGUGCCGCUGCAGCGCAUUCAACGGAUGAUUGCGGCAUUUGCCGGCAGACCAGCCCCGGACAACUGCUUGCAGCCACACGGUGCACCACCGAGCUCUCAGCAGCAGCAGGCACACCAGGGCGAGGCAGAGAUGAGCAGCGCUGGUGGACCAGAGCACGAGCUUCUGGAGCUGCUUCACAGCUGCCCGCAGCUGGCUGGGGCCAUCCGCAAAGCCUUGCAGCAGGUGGACGCACCAGCCUCGCCGGCCAAAUCGCACCACCACCACCAGCAUGGUCACGCCGCCUGCUCCGGCCAGCCGCAACCAGAGGAGGAUGCACAGCGGCAGCUUGAGCGCUUGCCGGCUGUGCUGCACACAAGCACGGCAGCCCAGACGGAGCCUGAUGUGGAUGCGACCAAGCAGCAGGAGGAGUGCCAGCAGCAGCUGGCGGCCCUUCAAGAUGAGGCGCAGGCGCUGCAGGCUGAGCUGGAAGUGCAAGCGCUGGCGACGCAGCGUGCGCAGCAGCAUGCCGCAGCGUCUGCACAGCAGGCGCAGCAGCAGGCGGCAGAGUUUGCCCGCCUUGCAGAUGUGCAGGUGGCCGAAGCCAGGCAGCAGGCGGCCGGGGCGCUGGAUCAGGCCCGGGGUGAGCUGGGCAGCUUGCAGGCGCGGCACGAAGCGCUGGAGGCGCAGCUCAGCGAGGCUCACAGUAGCGCCGCCCAAGGGCGGCGGCGGCAGCAGGAUUUGGAGUACGAGCUGGCUCGGGCGUGGCAGGAGCUGGAUGGUUCAGAGGCGGCUCGCCAGGCGGAGCAGCAGCGAGCCGUGGCCGAGGCUGAGCGGCUGGCUGCCGAACUGGCGCACGGCAGGGCCGAGGUGGCGGCUGUGCGUGGCGAGCUGGCGGCGGCGCGGCAGGAGGUCGCGCAGCAGCGACAGGUGGCGGAGCGGCUGCAGGCGGAGGGCGCGGCGGCUGGGGCGGAGGGCAGCAGGCGGCAGGAGCAGCUGGAGCAGGAGCUCGCUGCCGCACAGGCCCAGCUGGCGGACCGGCAGCAGCAGGCGCAGGAGGCAGCGAGGCGGGAGCAGGAAGCUGCGCAGCAGCUGCGCCAGCUGUCCUCCACCCUGGCUGCUGUGCACGAGGAGCACGACGCGGCGCUGGCGGCCCUGCGCCAGCAGCACCAGCGCGAGCUGGCGGCCGCGGCGGCAGACUCGCGAGCGGCGGCGGCGGCGGCGCAGGCCGAGCGGGACGAGGUGCAGCGGCGGCUGGCGGCCACGGAAGCCGAGUUCCGCUGCGCCCUGCAGGAGGCGGCCCGGGAGGCUCAGCACAUGCGGCAGGACCUGGAAGCACUGGCUGCCGAGUGCGUCGAGCUGCGGCGGGCGCUGCGCGACACCCAGGCCAGGCGCCAGGACGCCGAGGGCCUGGCGAGCGAGCUCAGCGAGGUGGUGCAGCAGCAGAAGCUGCGCAUGCGAGGCCUGGCGCAGGAGAAGGCAGAGGCGUGUGCCCGGCUGCAGGCGAUGAACCCGCAGGAGCUGGAGCGGCUACGUGGCGAGCUGCUGGCGUUGCGGGAGCGGGCCGGCGAGCUGGCAGCCAUCCGGGACCAGCUGACGCAGGAGCGGCGGCUCACCGAGUCGCUGCAGCAGCGGCUGGCGGGCGCGCAGCAGCAGCUGCUGGAGGCCAGGCAGGAGGCUGCAGCCAGGCAAGAGGCCGCCGCCGGCCCGCGCCGCUGGGCUGCCGGCUGGCUGGCUGAGGCUGAGGCGGCGCUGAAGGCGGGCCGGGAGGAGGCGGGGCGCCGUGCGGCGGCCGCCGAGGGCGCCGCUGCCGAGGCGCGCAGCCGCGCGGAGCAGCUGGCUGAGGAGUCCCAGAACCUGCGGGAUGCUGUCAAGAUCAAGGAAGCGAUGGUGGACUCUGCCAACGAGCGCAUCGCAGACCUGAAGAAGGCGGCGGCAGAGGCGGGUGCUGCCGCUGAAGAGGCGCGCCUCGUGGCGGAGGAGGCAGAGGAGGAGCUGCAGGCGCUGCAGGCCGGAGACGCCGACAAGCAGGAGAGCCUGAGGGCGGAGAUCGAGGCGCAGGAGGGAGUGAUUGAGCAGCUGGAGCGGCGACUGGCCGACGCGGAGCGCGCGGCGGCGCAGGCGGCCAAGCGUGCGGCCGCGGCCGAGUCGGCUGCUGCGGAGAAGGAAGGCAUGAUAGCAUACGUGGGGGAGGAGGUGGAGCGGGUGAAGGCGCUGUUCGGGCAAAAGGAGGCGCGGCUGGCCGCCGACUGCAGCGCCGCGCAGCAGGUGGCAGCCGAGCUGCGUGGCGAGCGAGAUGUGCUGGCCGCCAGCGUGCGCCAGCUGGAGGCGGAGGUCCACGGCCUCCGCCAGCAGCUGCGGGAGGAGCAGCAGCAUGGCCGCGCUGCGGCAGGCGCGGCGGAGCGGCACCAGGGCCAGGCGGCGCGGGCGGCGGCGCGGGUGCUGGAAGUGGAGGAGGAGCUUCGGGAGGUGCUGUCGGCACUGGAGCAGCACAAGGCCGCCUCCGCCGCCAAGUUUGCCCAGCUGCAGAGCGUGCUGCAGGACGGGCAUGCGCCCUUCUUGCACUAA
Molecule: messenger RNA, 3546 nt
Organism: Chlorella variabilis
Lineage: Eukaryota; Viridiplantae; Chlorophyta; Trebouxiophyceae; Chlorellales; Chlorellaceae
Exons: 10
Coding region: 1-3546 (1181 amino acids)
Cellular component (GO): cytoplasm
Molecular function (GO): protein binding
Source: RefSeq, a predicted model, not a curated record